AUGGAACCCAAUUCAGUUGUAUACAUAAGCUUUGGUGAUCUCGCGGUCAUGACCCCGCGACAACUAUGUGAGUUUGCCUUGGGCAUUUGCAAUAGCAACCAGCCAUUUCUUUGGAUGAUUACACCAGAUUUCGCCAAGGGCCAAUUGGCGACUCUGCCACUUGAAUUUUUGGAAAAGACUAAAGAAAGGGGUCUGAUAGCCACAUGGUGCCCCCAGGAGCAAGUUCUUGCCCACCCUUCAGUGGGAGUGUUCGUGAGUCAUUUUGGGACUAGCUCAAUGCUUGAGAGCAUUUGUGCUGGAGUGCCUAUGAUCGGUUGGCCGUAUUUUGGUCAUGACCAUCAAGUGACCUGCCGGUACAGCUGUAACCAAUGGAGUAUCGGGAUGAAGAUCAACGAGGAUAUGGAGAGGGAAGAAGUGGAAAGCCUAGUUCGCUAGUUGAUGGAGGGAGACGAGGGUAAAGCGAUGAAGAGGAAGGCGAUGGAGUGGAAGAAACUUGUAGUUGAGGCCACCAGUAAAGGCAGGUCAUCCACGAAAAAUUUCAACAACCUUUUGAAAGCAUUAUCAAGAUCACAAAACUUCAUGGGUCAUCAGAUUCUCAGCUCUUUAUAAUAAGUUUGGUAGGUUAAGUUAGUGAAUGUUAUGGUUCUUUUCUUUUCCUGUCUUGCUAUGAACUGCUCAAUUAGGUUGGUCUCCAGGGAAUUA
Rhododendron vialii is the source of this 702-nucleotide messenger RNA. Its product is annotated as 7-deoxyloganetin glucosyltransferase-like. Gene Ontology annotation, molecular function: UDP-glycosyltransferase activity. Bases 1 to 435 code for a protein of 144 amino acids. NCBI's taxonomy places the organism in Eukaryota, Viridiplantae, Streptophyta, Magnoliopsida, Ericales, Ericaceae. The transcript has a single exon. The record is from RefSeq and is a predicted model, not a curated record.